Molecule: messenger RNA, 1550 nt
Organism: Sclerotinia trifoliorum
Lineage: Eukaryota; Fungi; Ascomycota; Leotiomycetes; Helotiales; Sclerotiniaceae
Source: the annotation of a GenBank genome assembly
CCCAGAAGAUCUACGAAGAGCAAACGCAAUCCAUCAACUCCUCCUUUAAUCCUCCCAAGACAGCGAUGUAGUUUACUCUUCAAAGAGGCUACCACUCACUCUAUUGCGGCCUCUUACAAAUAAAGUAUCUCUACUUUUUACACCGAAAAACUCUCGUAUCGUGUCACAGCUUUGGGGACCUCGAAAAGUACCAUUCGACGACUUUUGAAGGAUUCUGGAGUUUUCAAAAGUAUACUUCGAAAAACUAAUUUGAAAAUGAAUCUUCCACUAACAUAACUAGAAUCAGUUCUUAAUUAUCAGAAUGGAACUCCCCACAAGAUCAGUUCUUAUGACUCCUGAGUAAAUUAUUACUCUUUCUUCCCGUUUGCUUAGAUGAUGGCACAUCCACGUUUGAUUGGAAACUAACUUUGAGCUCAUAGGGUCCUUGACGAAAUCGUCACGCUGUAUGUCGGCAGUAAGAGGAAGAAGUACAUCGUUCAUAAACGAAUAUUGUGCGACCAAUCUGAGUUCUUCGAUGCCGGGUUUAACGGCGGGUUCAAAGAGGCAACUGAAGGAAAAAUGUACCUUCCCGAAGAUGACCCUAUAGCUGUUGCUGAUCUGAUCGAAUACUUGUAUCGAGGAUCACUCCCACGCUGUAGGGAGGAUGGUGGCAGUGAGAAAGUUCGUAACCUUUAUUACCUAGCGGAAAAGAUUGGCCUAUUAUCGCUGAUGGACAAACUUAUGGACUUACUGGCAGUUCCCAGAAUUCAGCAGACAGGCCAUCUGGUCGGGUACGGUUCAAACGCGAUCAAGGAAAUAUAUGACCAUACGCAUGAGGGAAGCAAGCUUAGGCUCUUUGUUACGGCCGUUAAUGUCUUCAGAUUACGAGAUCGAGGGAAUGAAAAGGAUUGGAUGAGCGAUCGUGCUAAACUCCUCCACAGUAAUCCGGAGUUCUUUCAUGAUGUGUUCAAAUUAGUUGGUAAACAUGGGAAAAAAGUCUGGGUUGAGAAGAGCGAAGGCAAAGCUUUUGUGACAGCGUUUGAGCAGUGCUAUUUUCAUGUUCAUGGACCGGACAAAGAAUGUUAUGCCAACCUGGAGACAGGGAAGGAAAUACUGGAGUGAUGGGUCCGACACUUUAGACUGACAAACUGUCAUGGUAUGAAAGCCCAUUGCCCUGUCUGUUCGCAUAUCAUACAUGUUUAGAUUCCAGAGCUCCUUAGUUUCUCUUCAUGACGGAUGGAAUUUAGGUGCUGAUACCAAGCUGUACCCAUCUCCGACGGUUCUUAGAAACAUAAUGGACAGAGUCCUUGGAAGAUCAUCUUUCCACAUAUGCGAGCAAAAAUGACAUGAGUGUCCAUUCAUCUAGCACGUCUUCUAUAUCUGCACACGGUGCUCACCGGGUGCCAUUCAGCAUAGUUCCCGGUUGUUUCUCUCGCCUCUGGAAUAUCCACCCGAGAUUGUCGUUUUCCCAUUCUCAUGGACCUUCCUUGGAUGUCCACCAAAACCCCCAUAAUCCGUUUUAUUCCCGUGACCAUCCCUAAAACUCUCACAAAAUCCACACCUCCAUGUUU